AUGUCUCAAGAAGAAAGAACAAGAGAAGUGCUUCAAUACCAAUAUGAGCCAAUCGCGGCACAUAAUUGGACGGCACAUAAUUGGACGGACAUAAUUGGUUCGGAAAGCGAUAAUGCUGACGAAAUGACCGAAAAUCAAGAAAGACUUGGCAACGUUGACUGGUGCUCCUGUGGCAAUUGUGCACCGAUGUCUACUGUCCCGGAGAGUGUGUGCUGUGUAGAGGAUGCAAGAGUCCUUGGAAAAAUGGUCGGAGCGGCGUGCAUCACAUGUACCGACGACUUUCUUGCUGUUUGCACGAAUAAAGCUGUGAUCGAAACAGCUUUCAAUCAGUACUUGGAACAAGAGGGAUUCAUAGACGACGAGCCACUAAAUGACACAUACAGAUAUGUUGCUUAUCGGCAGUGGACAUUUUGGGUUCACAAGAAACUUGGGAGAAAGAUCCGCAUCCCUAUUCCUACUUGUGCUGUGAACAAAAUCCGUGAAACUUUUCCUAGUGAGAAUGGAAUAUAUAAGGGUUUUGAAUUUGCUCACUAG
Messenger RNA from Exaiptasia diaphana, 534 nucleotides. RefSeq names its product P2X purinoceptor 7. The record is from RefSeq and is a predicted model, not a curated record. The coding region runs from base 1 to 534 and encodes 177 amino acids. Lineage: Eukaryota; Metazoa; Cnidaria; Anthozoa; Actiniaria; Aiptasiidae. The transcript has 3 exons.